This is a messenger RNA of Dermacentor albipictus, 3481 nucleotides long. RefSeq lists its product as uncharacterized. Lineage: Eukaryota; Metazoa; Arthropoda; Arachnida; Ixodida; Ixodidae. The record is from RefSeq and is a predicted model, not a curated record.
ACGCAUGGGCUUUCGUCGUGGUUUUAGCAGCGCGACGCAAUUGUGCACUACACAGGCCAUUCGUAACACCUGUGGUGCGCGCAUGGCUUCAGCUCUGAGUCGACAAGCUUUGAGCCGACAAGGGGCUUUCCAAAUCCCCAUGCACGCGUUCUGCAAGACAAGCGCAGUUUAUUUAGUUGCUUUCAGCUAGUAAAAUUUGAGAAUCACGUUUCCUGUGUUCUUAUGAUAUUACAUAUAUGAACAUCCAGGAGGUCCAAGAACAUGUUAGAGCAGAACAAGAACGGCUCCAAGGAGCGGCUGAUGUCGCGGACAUCGGAACAGAAGUUUUCCAUGUCUUCGACGUUAAAAAUCGUUAUUUCUAAUAAUUCUCAUACGUUAUAAUGUAUAUUUAUUCAGGUUUCAUAUCAGAGCUUUCCACGGAAGUUCGUUACGCUGCCCUUGUGCUGAAGCCAUGCGCGCACCACAGGUGUUACGAAUGGCCUGUGUAGUGCACAAUUGCGUCGCGCUGCUAAAACCACGACGAAAGCCCAUGCGUUUUAAAUUCGCAGAGCUGCCAACAUUCGUUGAAAAUCCGCAACGGCGAAGAGCCGUUAGCCUUUGUGCGCGCAUUCUCGAUCUCCUUCCCCACGCGCUCGCCACGUCCCGAUGUCUACAUAGGCUCGCCAGUACUCUUUCCUCUCAGCCAGCGCGAACGUUAAGCUUCGUGUGUGCUUUCGUUCCUUCUCCUCCUCCUCGGCAGGGUACACGACGGUGCGCGCGUGUGUGUGUGUGCGUGUGUGCAUGUCAGUGCCUUUGCCUGUGCUGGCCCAAGCGCGGUUAAAAAAUCCGUUGAGCUUUCUCCUGUGUACCGAGCGGGGGCCGCAAGUGUGGAGAGCGUUCGCCCUCUCUCCUUCUCCUGAGCGAGGGCGUUCCAGGCUAUAUAAAACACGCCCCCGCCAACGAGCUUCAACGUUUGAGCAAGCUAGACUGCGUGUCGCUCUGCGUGAUCGAAGAAGCUUGAAAAUAUGUCGUCUCGCAUCUGCGCCUGGGCCCCUGCCUGUUCCUGAAGCUCCAGACCGCCAGGUCCACGCUACCUCAACGUUCCUGGGUGAGCCGUCCUUAACAGAGGGUUCUGCUGUAACGGAUCCCGGGGCUACAAAAGACGAGCCGCGUCUCUCGCUGCACUCGUUGUCAUGGCCGCCACGAGAAUUGACCCCAAUAUUGUCACCAUCUGUCAAAUUAUCAGCGAUGCAGCUGCGGAGGAAGAGUUCGUACGAUCGCUUCGGCUUGCUCCGGCUUCAAGCGCUGUCCGCCCACCGCGCCCCAACUCCAGACCAGGUCGAGUGGCGUCGUCAGAGUACUGGGGCACCUGCAAGGACCUGGCGUUCAACCCGGACCAACCAACCUGCGAAGGCGAAGUCGUCACAUUGUAUAGGAAGACUCAGAAUGGACGCCGGGCUGCCUUCCGGUGCAACAGGUGCCGAAAGCAGCUGUCGCAGUUACACGGUACCGCUGCACUGCACGGGCAGAGAGGUGAGGGAAGUUACUUCGCCAACACGGACCGCCUCGGCCGCCCGAACGUCCACGUCUCCAGGCGGCAAGUGAUUUGGCUCACGUACUGCGUGAGCAAAAACAUAGGCACGUGGCUCAUGAAGGAGAUGACCGGCGACUUGCUUCAUCUGUCGGACCAUGUCAUCGCCGACUGGAGGAACUACGCUCGUGAGGUCGUGCGGGACGAGCUGCUGGCGCGACCCCCACUCGGUGGCCCCGGGAGGAUUGUGCAAAUUGAUGAAUGCCUCCUUCGCGGCAAGCGAAAAUACAAUCGAGGCCGCCUGAUGACGGGCGACAACGUUCCGCCGAGCCGCCAAAAUUACGGUGGCAUUGCAGAUCGUGGACCGUGGGUAUUCGGCAUGAUCUGCGUGACCACCGGGGAGCUCCGACUAUUCAAGGUCGACCGACGAGACGCGGCGACGCUAGGCCCCAUUAUUGCAGCCAACGUGGAACCGGGAACCACCAUCCACAGUGAUGAAUGGGCCGCAUACAACUGCAUCCCGAACUUAGUGGGGGCUAACGGAGCAAGACUGAAUUUGCAAUGGGAGGCUGUUAACCACAGCAUGAACUUUGUAGACCCAAUCACGGGCGCUCACACCCAAAAAAUCGAAAGCUACUGGCAGAAGGUGAAGCGCCACCUCGUCUCUUCCGGCUACAGGGUGACUCCACAGCUCCUCGAGUCGCACCUGAUAUGGCUAUGGUGGGCAUCGAUUAAUGGGCACAUGCGCUGCAAGGACUCGUUUCUGCGUCUAUUAGAAGCGAUCGCACGGCGCUACCCAGUGUGACAAAGUAACGGAAAAUAAAGCGCACUUUUUCUGACCCUUUGCUUUUGUAUGAAUGUUUCCCGGCAUUGCUGCGCGCCUCCAUACACGGUAGGCCCGCGGCGCUGCACUUCCGCAGUAAGCGACGCUCACUUCGCCUUUUGAAAGCCAAGUGCAAAAAGCAGGCGAUCGUGCAAAAGCCUAGUGCAGAAACCAGGCUCACAUCAAUCUGCGCUCAAAAAAGCGAUCGCAUAACAGCCUAGUGCAGAAACCAGGCGCACACCAAUCUGCGCUCGGAAAAGCGCGCGCAAGCACGUAGCGAGCCGCGCCAAUCCAAUCCAGAAGCCAAAGAAGAGGGGGGAAGUAAUGUGUGACACUAAGUUCAGAACUACCCCGGAUUCGUUUGACAAGCACCCACCCGACUUGCGGCCCUUGAUGCGUUCCCUUUAAUUGUGAAGUGAAUCGGGCAAGAUGGUAAUACACAGAGGCGCCCAAAUGCAUCCGAAAGCCUACCGGCAGGAGGCGAGCUGCGCUGUUCUUUCUUUUAACCUCUCAGUGUAAUGAAAACCAUGGUGGAAGACUGAGAAGUGUGUAAACUGUGUAGGGCCUCUGUGGAGAGUGCGGCACCACAACUCGCUAUUGUUUCUUGCGCUAGCCGACGGAUGGCGGAAGCAGCUUGGGACUCUCCUAUGCGGUUGCUCCAAGAUUUCACGCGUCAUGCUACUGCAUUUGGGGCAGGCUCCUUGGAAACAAUGGGUAGCCAGGUCUGGAUGUCAGGAGAGUCUUGAGAUGAAGGCAACCUGCUGUGCCCCAGCGUGCCCUCUUUUGUGACCCUUCUACAUCUUUAACCUAUCUUGCUAUUGUAUCUUGGGUGCCAUCUAUCCUAACAGCAUCACCAGCUGCGAUCACUGAGGUAAUACUAUGCCAAGAAAACAUGGCAGUGGCGAAGCCAUGGGCGAUCUGGAACAGUGUCGCCUGUGUUUCCUGAAAACUGUUUAUUAACAGUUAACAGCGAUGACUGGGGUGCUGUGCUGCAGGCAACUGGAGUCCUCUUCUCAUACAAGGGGAGCACUGAGCGGGAGACAAAACAUAGACUAAAAAGAGACAAAAUGCUUUUGACUGUCUCUGUGUUUAACCGUGUGUAGGCACCCACGUAUGUAAAUAAAUGUAAAGAGUUUUGUUCCGUUCCA